AGGAAAAGAAACGGUGGGAUCCAUGAUAACCCCUACACAACAAACAUACAACUCAUGGUGGAAACAACCCUGUGAAAGUGAGUUCCCGUAUGGAAGCUUGACGUUAGAUCGCAGAGUUUGUUCCGAAUACGCGCCCCGGACGUGGGUUUUGAAACGCACGCGAUGUCUGCCUCCGCUGUUUUUGUGCUGGAUUUGAAAGGAAAGGUUUUGAUUUGUCGCAACUAUAAGGGCGACGUGGACAUGGCAGAGAUUGACCACUUCCUGCCUUUGCUGAUGCAACAGGAAGAGGAGGGUCUUCUCUGUCCUGUGAUGUCACACGGCAAUGUUCACUUCCUGUGGAUCAAGCACAGCAACCUGUACUUGGUGGCCACUACAAACAAAAACUCAAAUGCUUCUCUUGUGUACUCCUUCCUCUACAAACUAGUCGAGGUUUUCACAGAGUACUUUAAAGAACUGGAGGAGGAGAGUAUUCAGGACAACUUUGUAGUCGUCUAUGAGCUGCUGGACGAGCUGAUGGACUUCGGCUUUCCCCAAACCACUGACAGCAAGAUCUUACAGGAGUACAUUACCCAGGAAGGUGCCAAGCUGGAGGUGGCAAAGUCCAAAGUUCCAACGACUGUCACCAACGCUGUCUCCUGGAGGUCCGAGGGCAUCAAAUACAAGAAGAACGAGGUCUUUAUUGAUGUCAUCGAGUCCAUCAAUGUACUGGUCAAUGCCAACGGCAGUGUGAUGAGCAGUGACAUUGUGGGCAGCAUCAAACUGAAGACCAUGUUGUCUGGCAUGCCUGAACUUCGACUGGGCCUCAAUGAUCGAGUGCUUUUUGCCCUCACUGGACGUGACAAAGGGAAGACGGUGACCAUGGAGGAUGUUAAGUUCCACCAGUGUGUACGACUCUCACGAUUUGAAAGCGAUCGUACAAUCUCCUUCAUCCCUCCAGACGGCGAGUCUGAACUCAUGUCCUACCGCAUUAAUACUCAUGUGAAACCUCUGAUAUGGAUUGAAUCGGUCAUAGAGAAAUUCUCUCACAGUAGAGUGGAAAUCAUGGUCAAGGCUAAGGGACAGUUUAAAAAGCAGUCUGUCGCAAAUAACGUGGAGGUGAGGGUGCCUGUGCCAAGUGACGCCGACUCGCCCAAAUUCAAAACAAGCACAGGCCAUGCCAAGUAUGUCCCCGAGAAGAACCUAGUAGUGUGGACCAUAAAAUCUUUCCCUGGAGGUAAAGAAUUUCUGAUGAGGGCUCACUUUGGCCUGCCCAGUGUGGAGAAUGACGAGGCUGAGGGCAAGCCUCCCAUUACUGUUAACUUUGAGAUCCCAUACUUUACAGUCUCAGGGAUACAGGUGCGAUACAUGAAGAUCAUUGAAAAAAGUGGUUAUCAGGCUUUACCUUGGGUCCGGUACAUCACACAGAGUGGAGAUUACCAACUAAGGACAAACAUAUAAUACGUAUACCCGACAGUCUAUUCCUCACUACCAGGACUUCCAGAGACCAUCCAAUACUUUUGCACUCCAAAAGAAUGUCUUAAAUUUUAACUCUUUCUGCUUGAAGUCAACUAUUUUGCUGCUUUUGUUUCAUGAAGAUGGCAUUCAUCUGAAUUCAAAUGAGGUUGAUUGUGAGAUUGUUUGAAAUUAUUAAAAUGUUUACCAAAUUAUCUCUCUACAAAUUAUAUCCAUAAAUUACAUCCCUUGUCAAGCAAUGACCAUUGUUGUUUUGUCACACACCUUCUCCUUUUCUUAUCUGGUUUCUAUUUCAUCUCGCCUGCGAGAAGGAUUAAAGACGUAUUCCUUUCCAGAUGGAACACUAAAUCGUGCAAUCUCAGUUACCAUAUUCCGCGCAAACUAUAAUUUGGACCCGCCUUUUUUACAUUUGGAGAUUUCCAAA
Lampris incognitus (smalleye Pacific opah) is the source of this 1876-nucleotide messenger RNA. RefSeq names its product adaptor related protein complex 1 subunit mu 2 (gene ap1m2). The transcript has 12 exons. Gene Ontology annotation, biological process: intracellular protein transport; vesicle-mediated transport. The coding region runs from base 163 to 1437 and encodes 424 amino acids. The record is from RefSeq and is a predicted model, not a curated record. Gene Ontology annotation, molecular function: clathrin-cargo adaptor activity. Gene Ontology annotation, cellular component: clathrin adaptor complex; clathrin-coated vesicle. Lineage: Eukaryota; Metazoa; Chordata; Actinopteri; Lampriformes; Lampridae.